UCCAAUCUACUUCUAAUAUCAUGUCAUAUCUGUUGAGUUUGAUGACUUGAAAAUUGUACUUGAAUUUGUAACCUUACAUAAUCUAGGUAGCAUCUGGACAUGCAACCCCGUAGUGAUUUUUGUUCAUUUGCCGCCAUUACCAUUAGUGGUUUUCGCUUGUAACUCUUUUAGCCACCCUUUCAUCGAAAAAUGACUGUGAACUUCCACUGUCUAGCAAUACUAACAAAUCACGAUCAGACAGUCUCUCUGAUUCUAAGGAUAGUUCCUGUCGAUAUUCCUUCUAUUACCUGUAUGGAUAAAGGCAUCGUCUAAUUUUAGAACUGUGAGGAAAUUGCCAUUCUGGAAUUUGACCGUGACAUUUACAAAAUCAAACACCAUAAACUGUUUCAUCCAAUCUACUUCCAAUAUCAUGUCAUAUCCGUUGAGUUUGAUGACUUGAAAAUUGUACUUGAAUUUGUAACCUUACAUAAUCUAGGUAGCAUCUGGACAUGCAACCCCGUAGUGAUUUUUGUUCAUUUGCCGCCAUUACCAUUAGUGGUUUUCGCUUGUAACUCUUUUAGCCACCCUUUCAUCCAAAAAUGACUGUGAACUUCCACUGUCUAGCAAUACUAUCAAAUCACGAUCAGACAGUCUCUUUGAUUCUAAGGAUAGUUCCUGCCGAUAUUCCUUCUAUUACCUGUAUGGAUAAAGUUUCUAUUGGAUUUACUUCAUCCACUAUCUCUCUUCGCUCCCUUUUCUAACAAGUCUUUGUGGCUGGAUAUUUCUUCUAGUGCCAUCGCAGUUUUUACUUUGGCAGUUGUGUCCCCGGAAAUAAUGGUCACCAUAUUUAUAGCGUGAUGCUGUUGAAUCCUGACUUCUGCUUCUCUUCCUGUUCAUUUGGACUUUCAAGUCGUCGUUCCCUUCGAACCAUCCGAUGAGUAGGUAGUUUUUUUCGUGAAGAUGGGAGUUUCUCGGCAUUUCAAUUAUGGACUAUUCCUGUAGUAAGGCUUGCUCAAAGGCUUUGAUUAAACAUGUGUGGCUUAAGCAGCUUUAUCAUAGGCUGUAACUUCGGUUUGACAAUACUGAUGAAACUGAAUAUAAAGAAUCUCUCCAAAAGCGUGGGAUUGUUUGCUGUUAUUAGAGUGCGCGAAUGCUUGAACUAUUCUUGAUAUUCUAGUACAAUACCUGUUUGUGACAAUUUGUUAACUUCUUCUAUAAAGUCCUUCCACGAUGGCCCCCCAAAUAUCCAGCAAAGCUCUUCAACGAAAUAAUCCUAUUGUAUUUCCUCGAUUUUCGCUAACCACCCUCAGUUGCAUACUUCUGCAAUUUUUCCCAGAAAAAAAGAGAUGCAACUUCAACCUCUUGUUCAUUUAGUGUGUUGUGUGCAAAAAAAAUACUUCUCGUACCUUCUAACUCAAGCGCGGGGAUUUAUUCCUUCAAGUAGGGGAAUUUCCAUCCUUGGAAGACAAAACUUUUGAGUUGAGCCAGUUCGGUUCAGUGUGGUAGACAAACCGGUUUGGUCUAGGGGUUUUCAAUGGACCCGUUCGGAUCAAACCGGUUCAGUUAAAUACUUCCACUGGACUGGUUUGGUUCAUUUCCUCCAUUGAACCAGUCCAAGUCUUUUCAUUUGAACCGAAUCCCAUAACUCUUUUAAUCCCUAAACCUGACUUCAGGGCUUUUUCAAGCUGCUCACAUGAGAAAGACAAGAGGCCUCUUCCUUCGCACGCCCCCGCUGUUGACUGCUUCGGCCCUUUUCCCAAUGGCGCCCUGUGGAGCCAUCCAUGAUUACGUUGAGCUGCUGGUGGGAUUGCCGAGUCAUUUUGACAAAAUUGUCCAUCUAUUGGCGGAUUGAUGAUUCAACUCAAAAAAAUCAUCCAUGAACUUGGUAAGUCUCUAAUGCACGUCCUUCAUGGUGGGCUUUACCGAUUCCACCUUUGACGGAUUAGGAAGGGUAUUGGUCAAGAAACCUCUGGCAGUCUACUACAUAGGGAAGGGGAGAAAAGGAAUUUCAACUGCUGGGGCUAAAAUAAUCAUUUCACCUGGACAGAUAAAGGUUAAUGUUGAUUGACUGGAUCACCCUAAUUGAUAACAUCAAAUCCUGUUUCUGCCGCUGCCGCCACAAUCGCAGAGCGGUUUCCGUCUCCAACCCUUGGAUUGAGUACGCAAGGCGACCUUGGCGUAUGUGUUGGCCGGCUCCGAUGGCUUUGAUACUAUUUUGUCAGAAGUCUCACUUUGAUACCAUUUUGUCAGAAGUCUUACUCAUGGCUUCGGACAUGAGAAAAGAAAAAGAGAGAGCAGAGAAAAGAAGAGAGAUUUUAUUAGAUAAAUUCCUUUUAUUUUUUAUGCUUUUAGAUUCAUGGAGAAGAGCCUAUCUAUCGGCUACAACUGAUGAAGACGGAUGGCAAUAGAGGUGGGAACCGCUCGGCCAUUGUGGUGGCAGCAAGGCAAAUGGGAUUUGAUGUUAUCGGUUAGGGUUGAUCCGGUCAAUGAGCCCUAACCCUAUUAUGUUCAGUGAAAUGACUAUUUUACCUCCAGUGGGUUAAAUUCCUAUUCUGCCAUUCCUUCUGUAGUUGAUUGCCAGAGGUUUCUUGACGUAUGGGUUUAUUCAAUUAAAAUUUAUAUUAGAUGUUACCCAUUGUCACUUUGGUUCACGUAGGCUGUCUUGUCAAAGAUCCAUGUCAAGCUUUAGGACAAAGACUCUAGAUUCAUCCUUCUUUUAACCCAAGAUAGCAACUAAUUACCUCUAUAGCAUUGAUAAGAAGUGCCCUUAAAGAAACACUUAUGUUUUUGUUUUUUUGUGGGUGUCACAUGGAUUUGGAUCAGGAUGGGCUCUACCGGUGUUUAAAUUCUUCGACUCAAUUACAAGCUACAAGUACCCAAAAUUCAAUAACAAGAAAGGCAGGUGGAAGAAAGGAAGCUGAGAAAGAAAUGCAGGUCAUAGUGGAUGUGAGGGAGUUCAUGAGUAGCCUUCCAAAUAUGCUUCACCUGAAAGGCAUGCGCAUAAUACCAGUCACAUUAGAAGUUGGGGACUAUAUCUUGUCGCCAUUAUUAUGUGUAGAGAGAAAAAGUAUCCAAGAUCUUUUCAGUAGCUUCACAUCUGGUCGUUUAUAUCACCAAGUUGAAAGUAUGGUGCGGUACUAUAGAAUACCUGUUCUUCUCAUAGAGUUCUCUCAAGAUAAAAGUUUUUCAUUUCAGUCAGCUAGUGACAUUGGGGAUGAUGUUACACCAAACAGUAUCAUAUCAAAGCUCUCAUUACUGGUCCUACAUUUUCCACGUUUGCGUAUAAUCUGGUCACGCAGUUUAUAUGCAACUGCUGAGAUAUUUGCUUCGCUAAAGACAAAUCAGGAUGAGCCUGAGGAGGCCAAGGCAAUUAGAGUUGGUGUCCCCUCGGAAGAGGGUAUUGUGGAAAAUGAUGUGAGAGCAGAAAACUACAAUACGUCAGCUGUUGAGUUUCUGAGAAGGCUUCCUGGUGUAACAGAUACUAACUACAGGGCUAUAAUAGAUGGCUGUAACAGCUUGGCAGAGCUUGCAGUUCUUCCCAUGGCGAAGCUAGCUGAACUGAUGGGUGGCCAGAAAGCUGCCCGGACUCUGAGAGACUUCCUUGAUGCCAAGUAUCCGACCUUGCUAUAGUCCUCCUGCUUAUUAAUCUCAGUUUGAGGCAAAUAAUUCAUCCUUUUGGAUGACAAUUUAUUACGGGGUUCAAAAUCUCAAGCAAGUUUUUGUCAGUUUAGAGUUGGGAGAUAUAUAUUUGGAUCCAUGAAUGAUUUGAUUGUAAUUUGUAUUUUUCGGAUCAGGUUGGAAAGAUGACUUGAAUUUCAGUCAUCAUCUCCAUUUAGGGUGUCUCAUGUCAUAUCUUGAAUUGAGUAAUCAUCCCCUAGGUGAAUUACUGUGUUGACCUUGUAAUUUGUAUAUUGAACACAUUGGUUUUUUGCCAUUUAAUUAGCUGGUCAUUUUAUUGUAAAUAUGUAACUGGAUGGAAGAUGUUAUUCAUAAUAUGUCAGAUAUGCAUACUUAAUCAGUAUA
Molecule: messenger RNA, 4002 nt
Organism: Carica papaya (papaya)
Lineage: Eukaryota; Viridiplantae; Streptophyta; Magnoliopsida; Brassicales; Caricaceae
Source: RefSeq, a predicted model, not a curated record